This is a messenger RNA of Thamnophis elegans (Western terrestrial garter snake), 1547 nucleotides long. RefSeq names its product actin related protein 10 (gene ACTR10). The record is from RefSeq and is a predicted model, not a curated record. Bases 106 to 1359 code for a protein of 417 amino acids. The transcript is spliced from 13 exons. Gene Ontology annotation, biological process: retrograde axonal transport of mitochondrion. NCBI's taxonomy places the organism in Eukaryota, Metazoa, Chordata, Lepidosauria, Squamata, Natricidae.
GCCGGCCGGGAAAAAAAGCCCUCAGCCUUCUUGUUUUUUCUAUCCCACCUUUUCUGGUUCUUUUGUUUGCUCAUCCUUCUCCCUCUCAGCGAGGGAGUCGCUGCAAUGCCGCUUUACGAGGGUCUCGGCAGCGGCGGGGAAAAAACCGCCGUGGUGAUCGAUCUGGGCGCGGCCUUCACCAAAUGUGGCUUUGCAGGAGAAACGGGACCCAGAUGUGUCUUACCUAGUGAAAUAAAGAAACCUGGUGUUUCAAAGCCUAUCAGAAUUGUUCAAUAUAACAUUAAUACAGAAGAAUUGUAUUCAUACCUGAAGGAAUUCAUUCACAUGCUUUAUUUCAGGCAUUUGCUGGUAAACCCCCGAGACCGUCGAGUUGUGAUCGUGGAAUCUGUAUUGUGCCCUUCUCAUUUCAGAGAGACACUCACAAAAGUUCUAUUCAAGUAUUUUGAGGUUCCUUCAGUGUUGUUUGCACCAAGUCAUCUGAUGUCUCUUCUAACCCUUGGAAUUAAUUCUGCAAUGGUUUUGGAUUGUGGUUAUACGGAAAGCCUGGUGUUACCUAUUUAUGAAGGGAUUCCUGUCCUCAGUUGCUGGGGUGCUCUUCCUUUGGGAGGAAAAGCCAUUCACAAAGAACUAGAGUACCAGUUGCUGGAGCAAAGUACAGUAGAUACAGGAGCCACCAAAGGACAAAGCCUUACCUCAGUGAUGGGUUCUGUUCCGGAAGACAUUGUAGAAGACAUAAAGGUUCGCACUUGUUUUGUGAGUGACCUCCAGCGGGGACUGAAAAUUCAGGCAGCAAAGUUUGAUAUGGAUGAUGGUGCUGAGCGUCCAACUCCACCACCAGAUGUAGACUAUCCACUGGAUGGAGAGAAGAUUUUGCAUAUCAAUGGAUCAAUAAGAGAUUCUGUUGUCGAAGUACUCUUUGUGCAGGACAAUGAAGAGAAAUCCGUGGCUACUUUAAUAUUGGACUCUCUUAUGGAGUGCCCAAUAGAUACUAGGAAGCAACUGGCUGAGAACUUGAUAGUAAUUGGGGGUACAGCUAUGUUACCAGGAUUCCUGCACAGAUUAAUGGCUGAAAUACGGUACCUGGUGGAGAAGCCAAAGUACAAGGAGAUCCUGGCCUCAAAGACCUUCCGAGUGCACGUCCCACCAGCCAAGCCAAACUGUGUGGCAUGGUUAGGAGGAGCCAUUUUUGGAGCCCUUCAGGACAUUCUUGGCAGUCGUUCAGUAUCAAAGGAAUAUUACAACCAGACAGGACGUAUCCCUGAUUGGUGCUGCCUCAAUAACCCUCCUUUGGAAAUGAUGUUUGAUGUAGGAAAAACGCCUCCACCGUUGAUGAAAAGGGCUUUUUCCACAGAGAAAUAACAAUUUUGUUCACACUGUGGCGCUGCCUUUUUUCCUCAUCUACCUGAGGUUGGACUGUUAUGGAGCUCAGUGUAAUACGUUGGAUAAAUCUGCAAGUUAAAUUCUGGGGCACUGGCCACAAUUUUGGCUGAUUAUGUUCCUUUCUGUCAGUUACAUUGGCUUACGAUGAUGCUCCAGUGAUGUUUGUU